AUGUUGAACAAAUUAUCAUCAACAGCAAUACUAAAACAAUUAUCAAUAAGAAGAGCCAUUACUACUCAAUCCUUGUUGAAGCCAAUUGCAACCACUACUUUCACUCGAUCUUUAUUUUACAAUCAAAAAUUCUUUAACAAUAGACGCUAUAAACAAUUAACCAAAUCUAACACGUUACUCACUUCCAAAAUGACAUUAAUCACCAUCUCACAAUCAUUAGAUGAAGCGUUCACCAAGAACAAGAUUGUUCCUGAUGUUGUCGAUGAUUUUGAAACCCAAGGGUUAUUAUCAAUUGAAUAUGGUCCUACUGAAUUGGUGACCUUGGGUAAUACUUUGUCAGUUUCAGGUACUCAACAUAAACCCAAGAUCCAAUUAACUUUAAAUUCACCAACUGAAGAUGGUAAAAUUGAGUCAAUUAACGAAGGUGACAAGUUUAUCUUGGUUUUAACUGACCCUGAUGCACCUUCAAACAGUGAUCACAAAUGGUCAGAAUACUUGCAUUGGUUGGUGACUGAUAUUGAAUUGCCUAAUUUAAAAACUGAAUCUGGUGAACCAGAAAUUAGCCAUUUCAUUGAUGCCACUCAAGGUAAAGAAAUUUUCAAAUAUGUAGGUCCGGGUCCACCACCAAAGACAGGUAAGCAUCGUUAUGUGUUUUUGUUGUUUAAGCAAGAUCCAAAUACAAUUACAAUUGAAGCACCUAAAGAUAGACCUAAUUGGGGAACUGGAACUCCAUCGAGUGGAGUUAGAGAUUGGAUUAAAGCAAACGCACCUGGAUCCAAAUUGUUAGCUGUGAACUUCUUUUACGCUCAAAAUGAAGACAAUUGA
Messenger RNA from Lodderomyces orthopsilosis Co 90-125, 825 nucleotides. RefSeq names its product Tfs1p (gene TFS1). Gene Ontology annotation, biological process: regulation of Ras protein signal transduction; regulation of proteolysis. NCBI's taxonomy places the organism in Eukaryota, Fungi, Ascomycota, Pichiomycetes, Serinales, Debaryomycetaceae. Gene Ontology annotation, molecular function: phospholipid binding; peptidase inhibitor activity. The coding region runs from base 1 to 825 and encodes 274 amino acids. The record is from RefSeq and is a predicted model, not a curated record. The transcript has a single exon.